Myxocyprinus asiaticus (Chinese sucker) is the source of this 402-nucleotide messenger RNA. RefSeq names its product galanin peptides-like. NCBI's taxonomy places the organism in Eukaryota, Metazoa, Chordata, Actinopteri, Cypriniformes, Catostomidae. The record is from RefSeq and is a predicted model, not a curated record. Gene Ontology annotation, molecular function: hormone activity. The transcript has 5 exons. Bases 1 to 312 code for a protein of 103 amino acids. Gene Ontology annotation, cellular component: extracellular region.
AUGAGAAGAUAUGGAAUAUGUUACUCCCGUCUGCUUUCACAGAUGCAGCAGAUGAGCUAUGCUGUACUCUGUGUCUUUACUGCACAUCUCUCAAGCACCCGUGGAAUGACCCUUAUGAUUCCAGAGAAAAAAGGCUGGACUCUAAACAGUGCUGGGUACCUAUUAGGACCUUAUGCUCACAGAAGUCUUAAUGUAAGACAUAGAGCUACAAUGGGAAAAAGAGACAUGCGGAAUGAGCAUACACUUGCAUACCUGCGAUUAAAAGAAAUGGGAAUGACUGAAGAUUUCAACAGUGGGAUUUUGAAACAAUAACAAAUAUAUCUGAGUUUCACUGUUUUUUUUCACCCACAGUAGCUCUCCAGUAAUAUUUGCAUUUCAUAUCAUUUAUCUUUAUAUAAUUUG